Aspergillus nidulans FGSC A4 is the source of this 2647-nucleotide messenger RNA. Its product is annotated as protein mns1A. Lineage: Eukaryota; Fungi; Ascomycota; Eurotiomycetes; Eurotiales; Aspergillaceae. The record is from RefSeq and is a predicted model, not a curated record. Bases 1 to 2451 code for a protein of 816 amino acids. Gene Ontology annotation, molecular function: mannosyl-oligosaccharide 1,2-alpha-mannosidase activity; calcium ion binding. The transcript has 2 exons. Gene Ontology annotation, biological process: carbohydrate metabolic process. Gene Ontology annotation, cellular component: cytoplasmic vesicle lumen; membrane.
AUGUUUCGUGCACGACGAUCUCGCAUCUCGCUGGUGUUUGCCGUUAUAUUUGUCCUCCUCAUAUUCCACUUUAGCCGCUCUCGCAGUUACGAUCAGCCUGCAAUCUUGCAGGUACCUCCGCCGCCCGUCGAUCACCAUAAUCCCCCUUUCCCCGACCAGAACCUCAAAGAUCCAUACGAAAACGACAAUAGUGCGACCGGCAGUGGGGCUCCUCCGCCUGCGUUGGUAGAGCCAGAAGAAUACCAACGACCACCACUUUACACAGAUUCAGAUGACAGCCCAACUCCGUCAAAAGAACGCCUGGACACCCCGAGCAAUGUCCCAUCUCAGGAGCCUGAAUUUGAUGCCGCCAGACUUCAGACGGGUGCGCAGACCCAAAAUAAACAUGAAGAUGAUGAGGAUAUUGUCCCAAUUUCUCACUGGAAGCCGAUGCCCGAACGGCAUCCAGUCAGUCCGGAGGCUUUGAUCAAGCUGCCAACCGGGCAAUCAAAGGAACUCCCCCAACUGCAAGCUAAGUUCAAGGACGAGUCGUCCUCGGACAAGAUGCAGCGGCUGCAACAACUUGACACUAUCAAGUCGGCGUUCUUACAUGCGUGGAACGGUUACAAGAUCUCUGCCAUGGGUCAUGAUGAGGUUAGACCUCUGCGCGGUGGUUUCAAGGACACAUUCAAUGGCUGGGGCGCGACCCUUGUCGACGCCUUGGAUACCCUGUGGAUCAUGGAUCUCAAAGAGGAGUUCUCCAUGGCAGUCGACUACGUCAAGAAAAUCGAUUUUACCACCAGCACCAAGAAAGAGAUUCCGGUCUUUGAAACCACUAUUCGCUACCUAGGCGGGAUGCUCGGGGCCUAUGAUAUUUCGGGACACAAAUACGAUAUACUUUUGGAAAAGUCUGUUGAGCUUGCGGAUGUCUUGAUGGACGCCUUCGACACACCGAACCGGAUGCCAACCCUCUAUUAUAAAUGGAGCCCAGAGUAUGCUUCAGAGUUUCGCCGGGGGGACUUUAAGGCUGUUCUCGCCGAGCUUGGCUCUCUCUCUCUCGAGUUCACGCGUUUGGCGCAGUUGACCAAACAGGACAAGUACUACGAUGCAAUUGCACGAAUCACAAAUGAGCUCGAAAAGUAUCAGGAUUUGACAAAGCUUCCCGGCUUGUGGCCUCUCAACCUGGACGCAUCCGGGUGCAGGCGAGUUCCCGGCGUCUCGCGAGAGCCUGCUGCGGCUGGGCAGCCAGUCAGAUGGUCCUCUGACGAGAUCAACUCGACGAGCUCGGUAUCGUAUCGUACAAGACAAAUUCAUGAGGGCGGAGAGCCUGUCCGUCAUGACAAUGAUUCGUUUGAAACGGGUUUUCCUGUAUCAGUCGAUACUCGGACUCCUCCCCCAAAGCAAGAUUGCACCGGAGGCCUCAACGAUCAGCUCUCAGGCAUUGACAAGUUCGGACUCGGAGCCCUUGGUGACUCUACGUACGAGUACUUACCGAAAGAGUAUAUGUUGCUCGGCGGUAACAACGACCAGUACCUCAACAUGUAUCAGAAGGCCAUGGACACAGUGCGAGAAUAUCUUGUUUAUCAGCCAAUGCUCAAGAAUAAUCGCGAUGUCCGCUUCUUAGCGACAGUUAGUAUGACAAAGAGCCUUGAUGCAAACCCUCCGGGGCGUACCACUUUCGCGUACGAAGGCACUCACCUCACCUGUUUUGCUGGUGGUAUGCUUGCCAUUGGCGCCAAGUUGUUUGGGCUUGAUAAGGAUCUAAAGCUGGGUAGUCAACUGACGGACGGCUGUGUCUGGGCAUAUGAAGCCACAAAGUCCGGAAUCAUGCCGGAAGCAUUCCAACUGGUCCCUUGUAAGAAAGGCGAGCCAUGCGAAUGGGAUGAGGACGCAUACUACAUGGCCAUGGAUCCUUAUGCCGACAAGCGGCCAAUAUCACAUAACAAACGCUCCGCCGGCCCUGAAAAGGGGAAUUGGCACGUCGUCGCCACAGCCGAAUCGUCUUCGCCCCAGGAAGAUAAAACACAGAAAUCAACCACUACUGAGGGUCGACACACCGGUACAACUACCGGGGCAGGCGCGCUCUCGCACGAGGAAUUCGUCACGGGAAAAAUCCUCAACGACCGACUCCCGCCGGGCAUGACAGGGAUCUCGGCUCGGCAGUACCUCCUUCGCCCGGAGGCGAUCGAGUCUGUCUUCAUCAUGUUCCGCCUCACGGGCGAUCCUUCCUGGCGCGAAAAGGGUUGGAAGAUGUUCCAGGCUGUCGACAAAGCCACGAAGACGGAGCUGGCGAACUCGGCCAUUUCCGACGUAACCGUCGAUAAUCCACGCCCGGUGGACAGUAUGGAAUCAUUCUGGCUUGCGGAGACUCUGAAAUACUUCUACCUUCUUUUCAGCGAUCCAAGCCUGGUGAGCCUUGACGAAUAUGUCUUGAACACCGAGGCUCAUCCGUUCAAGCGACCCAAGUACUGAAGUACUAAUUUAAAUGAUCUUUUAGCCUGUAUCUAUACAUGGCCGCUCCGCGUGUAGAAGCAUUGAUACCAUUAAGACAGUAUCGCUGCAUUUUGCUGUACCAUUUGAGCUUGCCAGAGGAACCUCUUUGUAUCUUUUCUGUCCUUAAAGUGAUCCUUUUCCACAAGAUACUUUCAGCACGUAUAUAAUUGCAUUG